Molecule: messenger RNA, 468 nt
Organism: Trypanosoma rangeli
Lineage: Eukaryota; Euglenozoa; Kinetoplastea; Trypanosomatida; Trypanosomatidae
Product: calmodulin
Exons: 1
Coding region: 1-468 (155 amino acids)
Cellular component (GO): cytoplasm
Molecular function (GO): calcium ion binding
Source: RefSeq, a predicted model, not a curated record
AUGACACAUUCAAUUUCCCAGAAGGAAGUGGAGGAAUUUCGUGAGAUGUUCGACCUUGUUGACACGGACCAUACUGGCCGCAUUACGUCUGGGGAGUUACGCAAGCUGAUGGAGACACUGCGUCUCCGCCCCACUGAGGAGGAAUUGGAGCAAAUGUUUCUAGAUACUGACGCAAACGAUUCCAACAAUGGGAUAAACUUUGAGGAGUUUGUUGCCUUGAUGUCUAAACGAGUUCAGUCUGACUAUACGCCAGAGCAACUGCGAAACGCCUUUAAGCUUUUUGAGACGGAAGACAUGCCUUCUGGCUACGUUUCGACGGAGGUACUGGAGCACGCACUUGUGUCGUACGGUACGGAGAAACUGACUCACGACGAGGCGACACGCUUAUUAGCGGCAGUCGACCCCGAAGGAACUGGAAGGAUCAACUACCUUGAGUUUGUGUCCAUGGUGAGCGGCACAGAAUCCUAA